AUGGGCGACAAACACGGCAACCCCAAGAAGAUCGAGAACUUUGCCAGCGUCGUCGGCGCCUUUGCCUCCCACUACGGCAAGAAUGACGAUCAGACCACGGUGACUGAGGAAGAGCGGAAGAAGAGACAGGAAAAGGCGGCAGAGGUUGCUGAUUCAUACUACAACUUCGCCUCCGCGGCCUACGAGACCGGCUGGUCCACCCACUUCCACUACACGCCCUUCCCUCCCUCGUUCCCACCCAGCGACAGCACCAUCGCGACCGCAUUGGCCUUUUACGAACACCGCUUCGCACUCCUCAUGAACUUGAAGCCCAACAUGAAAGUCCUCGACGUGGGCUGCGGGAUCGGCGGGCCCGCGCGGGAGAUUGCCAAACUGGUCGGAUGCGAGAUUGUUGGGAUCAGUAUCAACCAGGCGCAGAUUGAUCGCGCCAUCUACUUGACCGCGCUGGAGGGGUUACAGGGGAAAUGCACGUUUGUGAGGGGGGAUUUUCUUAACCUCCCCUUUGCGGCAUCGUCCUUCGACGCCGCCUACUCAAUCGAAGCCACCGUGCAUUCGCCCUCCCUAUGCCGCGUCUACAGCAACAUCUCCCGCGUUCUCAAACCCGGCGCCAUCUUCGGCCUGUCCGAGUGGGUGUUGACGCCCAAAUACAACCCGCACAACCCCAAACAUGUGGGGAUCAGGAAUAGGCUGGAGAGAGGCAACGCGCUGAGUAAUUUGCAUACGAGCGAGCAGGCGAGAGACGCUCUGAAAGGGGCGGGGUUUGAAGUGGAGUAUGAGGAGGAUUUUGCAGCUCACUUUGACUACGUCAAGAAACUGGGGGAUGACAAUGUCGUGGCGGAGGCAGCGAGGAAGAAGGCAGAGAAAGGGAAGAGGCAGAAGAAUAGGGGAAGUGGAAGUGGAAGUGAUAUGGAAAUGGAAGGACAAGAACCCACCACCACAACCGCAGCAGGACAGGAUCCUCCUCCUCCUCCGUUUGAGCAUCAAUCCCCCGUCCUCGUCCCCUUCAAAUCCUCUUCCCCCUCCUCCUCCUCGUCCCCUGACCUCCGCCCCGCCCCUCCCCCCUCGACCCCCCUGCCCCAUCCCAUGCCCAUCCCCGCCACGCUCUACCGACACUGGUCCUUCCCCUUCAUUCCGGGCUCCACAUCGCUCGCCACAACCUGGACCGACUGGUGGACGUGCUUCAAGAUGACCAAGUUCGCCCGACGCGUGUGCUACGGCAUGGUGUGGGUGGGAGAGCGCGUCGGGAUAUGGGACAAGGGCGUCACGGACGCGAUGGUCACGCUGGCGUAUUGUGUGGACAGCACGGCCGAGGCGGCCGGGGAGGAGACUUUUAGUCCGUGUUGGUGGUUCAUUGGGCGGAAGGUGGGAGACGUAGAAGAUGAGGAUGGCGGCAAGUCUGCGGAAUCGGAUCGCGAUGGGCAACUCCCGGACAACUUUGGUGGAGAUGGGACUGGACAAAGGAGGGAGGACUUGAGUGUCCUUAUGUAUUGA
This is a messenger RNA of Fonsecaea multimorphosa CBS 102226, 1491 nucleotides long. RefSeq lists its product as uncharacterized. The record is from RefSeq and is a predicted model, not a curated record. The transcript is spliced from 3 exons. Gene Ontology annotation, cellular component: endoplasmic reticulum. NCBI's taxonomy places the organism in Eukaryota, Fungi, Ascomycota, Eurotiomycetes, Chaetothyriales, Herpotrichiellaceae. The coding region runs from base 1 to 1491 and encodes 496 amino acids. Gene Ontology annotation, biological process: ergosterol biosynthetic process. Gene Ontology annotation, molecular function: sterol 24-C-methyltransferase activity.